CGUGGCCGCUUUACAAUAUUUUCGACUCUGUCGAAGUAACGAGUGGCGUAGAGUGUGUGACGAGAACAAUGCCGUGACUUUUGUCCAUAUUGCAGCACAUUCUCGCGAAACGUUCCGCCCGGAAGUUGGUGCGAAUCAGCAGUUCACAGACGUGGGAUGCAGUACGUUGGGUGUGUGCGUGCACGCGCGCCCCCACCUGCCCCGGACUCACGAACAGACACACGAGCGCCGCGACAGACGAACGGAAAGUGUCCAAAGGCCGCAAUGUCGACACCCGCCGGGACGUCGUUUCCUGCCGACUGAAGCGCGACCUUUGCACCGCCUCUCUGCCGUAAAGCAGCGGCUCUUACUGCGCGCCGUGCCGCCUGACCCCUGUUUCACCCUGUUUCACCCUUCUUCUACUAACUAGCACUCCGAGUGCACUGUCGCAGGGACGGACCGCGAAAUACUAGUAGAGUACAACACCAUAUGAUCUGUACCUAUCUGCACAGGAAACGGGAUGUUGCCGUCCUCCUGCGACACCUUUGUGGCUCUGCCUCCGUCCACCGCUGGCCCCCGCAUCGUCUUCGGGAAGAACUCGGACCGGCCCUGCGACGAAGUGCAGGAGGUGGUCUACUUCGCUGCUAGAGACCAUGGUGCUGGGGACAAAGUGGAGUGCACGUACAUCGAGAUCGAGCAGGUCCCGCACACCUACGCCGUGGUGUUGAGCCGACCAGCGUGGCUGUGGGGGGCGGAGAUGGGGGCCAAUGAGCAUCAGGUGUGCGUAGGGAACGAGGCGGUGUGGGGCAGGGAAAGUGUGGACGACCCGGAGGCCCUGCUGGGAAUGGAUCUGGUCCGACUUGCCCUGGAGAGGGCCGACAGCGCUCAGAAGGCCGUGGACGUCGUCGCGGAGCUUCUCGACAAGUACGGACAGGGCGGCAACUGCAUUGAGGACAUGAGCGGCUUCACGUAUCACAACAGCUUCCUGAUAGCAGACAGGAAGGAGGCCUGGGUGCUGGAGACUGCUGGGAAGUACUGGGCAGCUGAACGUAUCAAAGAGGGACAUCGCAAUAUUUCCAACCAGUACUCAAUAACCACCAAGAUAGACAAGGAGCACCCUGAGACGAGGCGGUAUGCCAAGAGCCGAGGCUGGUGGGACGGGAAGUCCGAGUUCAGUUUUGCAGAAGUCUACUCCUACAGGACAACGGGCAGAAUCGAGGCGUCAAACGAUCGAUAUUGCGAGGGACGCAGGCUUCUGGAAAAAAGCAAUGGACACAUCACCGCUGAGACCAUGAUGGAGAUUCUAAGGGACAAAGAAAGUGGCAUCAACAGGGAAGGGAUUUUUAUGACAACUGGCAGCAUGGUGUCUGUAGUCCCACGGGAUCCGUCCUUGCCGGGUGUACACUACUUCACUGGGACUCCUGACCCAGAAAGGUCUGUUUUUAAGCCCUUUAUCUUUGUGGAGGACAUUAAACAGUUGAAGGAGACUUGCUCUCCAAGCUUUGGGCCGGAUGACCCUGUGAAGAAGAAACCACGCUUCCAGAGCAAGCCCAAUCGCAGACACCCGCUGUUCUUCAAACACGAGGUGGUGGCUGCAAUCAUCGAGACCAACAAGGAUAGAGGUAUGAAGAUUGUGCAGAAUAUGAGGCAGCUGGAGAAGGAGAAGAUAUGUGAAAUGGAAAAGUAUCUGACAAGUGGCAUCGAGGACUCCACAUUAGCGGUGCAUCUUUUCUCAAACACCACUGAGGAGGAGCUGAAGAUAUAUGGCAAAGCCUAAGAAAACAAUUGUUGGUUGUUAAUGAAUUAAUCUGCAUUAAACAAGUUAAUGAUUAAAUAGUGCACAUUUUCAACUCUUUAGCCUCUAAUAUAAGAUGAAAAUAGAAAUGGUACAGAUAGUACUCCUGAUCUGUAAAAUUUAUAAGGAGCUUAAUGAGCUAAAGGGGGUGUUACCUGGUUAUUACUUGGAUAAUUCCAAAUGUUGCAUUAUUGUACGCAAGUGAAAUAUAACAUGAACCGCACAUAUGUGUUUAAAAUGGUAACCAAUAAGCAAUUUGUCCAAAUCACAGUAGAUUGCAGUAGGUCAGUAGUUUCACUAUAAACAUACUUCAGGACAGUAAUGUCACAGAUACAGAAGAUAUUGAGGACAAAAGUACUGAUUCAUCAUGAAAGGAAUAGCUGUAAAUGAAUUUGUUUUUACAAGUAUUAAAAGAAUGAAGACCACUCAAACUGCAUGUUUGGUGCAUGCAUAUACUACAAAAAGUUAAUAUUUACAAUGAGAAAAAUGUGAAGUUGUCAGGACACAAACAUAUGUCACUUCAGAGCAAAUUUUAUUUAUGAUAAAUAUUGCAGUGACUGGGUACUAGACUAAUGUUACUGCUUUUAUUCUUGUAAAGCCUGGCAUUUCUGUAUCAACAAAAACAGCCUGGCAACAAUUUUUGUAUUAAAUCAUCAGACCAUUAUGAGUUACAAUGAAAAUGAAUUAUUUUUUUAGACUAGUUUUAUACCUACAGUACUUGUUUUCUUACAACUUGUAAAAACCUUUUAAUAGUUCUUACCUGAUGAUUACCUGUUUUACUGUGUUUAAAAGUGAUGAGAUUGGAGCGGUAACUGGUUAAAAAAGGCAAUACAAAAUAAAACGGUAACAGCG
Molecule: messenger RNA, 2626 nt
Organism: Scleropages formosus (Asian bonytongue)
Lineage: Eukaryota; Metazoa; Chordata; Actinopteri; Osteoglossiformes; Osteoglossidae
Gene: scrn3
Product: secernin 3
Exons: 8
Coding region: 500-1756 (418 amino acids)
Biological process (GO): proteolysis
Molecular function (GO): dipeptidase activity; cysteine-type exopeptidase activity
Source: RefSeq, a predicted model, not a curated record